Messenger RNA from Colletotrichum fioriniae, 1836 nucleotides. NCBI's taxonomy places the organism in Eukaryota, Fungi, Ascomycota, Sordariomycetes, Glomerellales, Glomerellaceae. The record is from RefSeq and is a predicted model, not a curated record.
AUGGCUCGAGUUCAGCUUACGGCUUGGUGGCAGAGGAGAGAGUCGGAAGAGUAUUUUAACGUUCGCGGAUCCGGGCAACAAUACGGAAGGCCGCAGGAUCUCACACUCGACGGCUUCACACUCGUGCGAACCCUCGACAAAAUAAUAGCCAAGACUGAAGCCCAGCCCCAGACCGGAGGGCCGCUAGAGAAGGCAGAGCAACCCGACUCUUCUUCCACCAAAGGCCCCCCCUCAGGAGACAACACCGACACAGAGCGAGGCAAAGAUGCUGUCGCCAUCGAGCCUGUCCGUACCGUCACCGGAGUCAAGUGGUGCCUCAUCGUUUUCGCCAUCCUCUCAUCGACCUUCCUCUUCGCCCUGGACAACACCGUCGUCGCUGACGUGCAGCCGCAGAUCGUGCUGCAGUUCGACUCCCUCAAAGAUAUCGCGUGGCUCGCUGUAGCUUUCAUCAUGGCAGCCACGGCUGUCAACCUCUUUUAUGGCCAGCUGUAUUCGCAUCUAAAGCCCAAGUGGCUCUACAUCGCCAGUGUCGCUAUCUUCGAAGCGGGUAGUGCUCUCUGCGGUGCGGCGCCGAAUAUGAACAGCCUCAUCGUCGGGCGGGCGUUGUGCGGUCUCGGCGGUAUUGGUAUGUAUCUCGGGGUGAUGGUCCUCAUCGCCGCGACCACGACGAUCCAGGAGCGGCCUGCGUAUCUCGCUAGUAUUGGAAUUACUCAUCUCGACCAUGGUCGAUGCCCUCCUCAAUCACUGACUCCCAACGGCUGGGCUUUCUACAUCAACCUCCCCAUCGGUGGCCUGGCCGCGCCGGUGUAUCUCUUCAUGCUGCCGUCUCCCGACCCUCAGCCUGGCGCGACCAUCCUGCAGCGACUCGCCGAAAUCGACUGGAUCGGUGCCCCGCUGAUGCUGGGUGCCAUCGUCUGCUUCACCAUGGGCAUCUCCUUCGGCGGCGUCCUGUACGAGUGGAACUCUGGCUCCGAGAUAGCACUCUUUGUUGUCGCAGGCGUCUUGUUCAUCGUCUUUGGUAUCCAGCAGGCGUACUGCAUCGGCACGACCAAGGAGCGCCGCAUCUUCCCAGUCGAGCUCAUCACUUCCCGCAAGUACUAUCGAACCAUCAUCCUCAUGUUCUGCGUCACGGCCGCCGGAGGUUGCGCCAUCUUCGUGCCGGUGUACUUUGUUCCCAUCUUCUUCCAAUUCACGAGGGGCGACAGCGCUAUCGAUGCGGCUGUCCGCCUGCUACCGUUCAUCCUAGUCAUGGUCACCGUGACCCUGAUUCAAGGCGGCAUGCUGUCGCACCCAUCCGGAAAAUUCGGGCUGUAUAUGCCGUGGUUCACCGUCGGCGGCAUCAUUAGUGUCGUUGCUUCCACGUUGAUGUACGUCGUCGAGACCGACACCAGCACGGCUUGGAUAUAUGGGGCCUCGGCCAUGCUUGGUGCCGGCGUGGGGACUUUCACACAAGCGGGCUUCUCGAUUGCCCAAGCCAGCGUGACGGCGCCCAAGGCUGCUGUUGCGUCCUCUCUGAUUGCCUUGGCGCAGACGAGCGGUAUUAAUAUCGCGCUGGCGGUCAGUAAUGCGGUGUUUCUGAACAGGGCUGAGAAGCGGCUGACUGCAAUUCUUCCGGAUACUGUCACGGAGGACCAGAUUCAGGCUGCGAUUGCUGGUGUCGGGACGGACUUUGUCACGACGCUGCCGCCGCGGAUGCAGCAGGAGGUUCUCGAGGUUAUCGUCGAAGCUCUGAAUUUGCCUUACAUCUUGGUCAUCACAGCUGGGGCGCUUGUCUUGGUCUGCAGUGUGCUGAUGAAGAGGGAACGCUUGUUUAUGACAGCUGCUGUUGGGGUUUGA